AUGAGAGGUCAAGGAUCUACAGUGGCAUUUAUCCCCCUCAUCCAGCUGUCCUUUCAUGGAGUGAAGACUGACUUAACCUUUGCCCGGUUAAUGAUGAAGUCCAUUCCUGAAAAUGUGGAUCUUUUCGAUGACAGGCUGCUGAAGGGCAUGGACGACCGCUGUGUCAGGAGUCUCAAUGGUUACAGAGUGGCAUGUGAGAUCCUCAGGCUGGUGCCUAAUGUUGAUAACUUCAGGCUGGUGCUGAGAGUCAUCAAACUGUGGGGCCAACAGCGUAACAUUUACUCCAACAGACUGGGCUUCUUGGGUGGUGUAUCAUGGGCCAUACUGGUAGCCAGAACUUGUCAGCGCUACCCAAAUGCUCCAGCACCCACCCUGGUCUUCAAAUUCUUCAAGGCCUACUCUAUGUGGAUGUGGCCAGUGCCAGUGCACCUGCGGGACGUGAAAGACCUCCACUUCAACCUUCCUUUCUGGGAUCCCAGAGUCAGUCCCAGAGACCGUGACCACUUAAUGCCCAUCAUCACCCCGACAUACCCACAGGUCAACACCACCUACAACAUUUGUCACUCCACCUUCAACGUUAUAACGGAGGAGAUCAAACGAGGUCAUGUCAUUGCUGAAGAAAUACAGGUGAACAAAGCAGACUGGUCCAAAUUAUUUGAGACACCAGACUUCUCUGAAAAGUACCAGCACUAUGUUCUGCUGUGUAUCCACAGGAGGUCCGGUCUAGGGUAUAGGGGCUCCCCUAUAGUUGUAGCCCCUCUUACCCCUGCUGCAUGCACUCUGUGUGGGGCAGAGGCUUGGGGCAUGGCCCCCUGUCUUCCUGCUGGGCCUCCAUCUGCUGUGGAGGUGGUUAUGUCCCCAGAUUGA
Monopterus albus (swamp eel) is the source of this 867-nucleotide messenger RNA. RefSeq names its product poly(A) polymerase type 3-like. Bases 1 to 867 code for a protein of 288 amino acids. The record is from RefSeq and is a predicted model, not a curated record. Gene Ontology annotation, cellular component: nucleus. Gene Ontology annotation, molecular function: poly(A) RNA polymerase activity. Lineage: Eukaryota; Metazoa; Chordata; Actinopteri; Synbranchiformes; Synbranchidae. The transcript is spliced from 10 exons.